Molecule: messenger RNA, 3087 nt
Organism: Blastomyces gilchristii SLH14081
Lineage: Eukaryota; Fungi; Ascomycota; Eurotiomycetes; Onygenales; Ajellomycetaceae
Product: Delta(24(24(1)))-sterol reductase
Exons: 6
Coding region: 667-2313 (548 amino acids)
Biological process (GO): ergosterol biosynthetic process
Cellular component (GO): endoplasmic reticulum membrane
Molecular function (GO): Delta24(24-1) sterol reductase activity
Source: RefSeq, a predicted model, not a curated record
UCGCUCUGGUGGUAUAUACUGAUGAUUCGCUACUACUACUGAAUAUUUGGGCUGUAGGAGCGAGGCCGGGCCUGGUGUGUGGGGAUAUAUAUGGAUUAAUUCGGAGGUUAGCUCUUUUUCUUCGAGUUCAGAAUAAAAUAAAACGCCUGUCGGGCUCACAGUUCAUCCAAUCAUCGACGCCUUAUGCUUCACCUGCCAGCUUACCCUGUAUCUCAUCCUUAUGUUCUGAGGGACCUCAAGGGAAUUCUGAUUUGCCAAUUGUUGAUAUUUUGCCCACGCAGAAUUCAUGAUACUUUAGCAUCAAUCACGACAUUCUCCGUUUUGCAGAAGGCAGCGUCCAAAGCAUUAUAGAUUGCAUAGAUUGGAAGAUGCUGCAGCCUCAUGUAAACACACUUCUGGUUUGGGACUACCCUCAAAAUGCAUGAAAAAAACAAAUACAGGGCUCAUACUAGCGGUAUCCUUUUCCGUUAUUUUUCAAAAGUUAAAAUUGAACCACGGAUUUUUCGCGAUUUCCUCUUUUAGCCGCAUUCGGGUUUGAGGACAACUUCACCUUCAACUUUGCUGUCGCGGUUGCUGUUGCUGUUUUUCUUUUUCCCUUAUUCCUCUCCGUCCUCUCCAUCUUCUCCUAUUCCUGACGCUGGACGCCCAUCUCCCACUAGCGUCACUAUGACCGUCACUCGCUCACAGACGGGGAAAACCCCCAAGAAAAUUCAGCGUGAGGGUUUCGUAGAGACACCACGUCGUGUCACCAGAAGUCGUGCGUCCAUGACUCCCGACCUGAGUGCGGACACCGAAGUCUCCAACUCUGCAUCUUCGAGCCUAAUCCUCGUGAAUCCACUGACAUCCAAUUCAACUGCAAGGAGGCGUGCCGCCGAUAAGGAAAAAAACAGUGAUGUCGUGGAUAACCUCGUCGAUGACAAGAAGCCCGCCAAUGGACAUGUCAACGAUGCUAAUGCCAACGGGACCACCCCGAAGAACUACAAAAUCGAUGAAUCGGGCCACUUCGAGUUUGGCGGGUCUCUAGGCUGUUUAUCUAUGAUGAUUGGAUUCCCGCUGCUGAUGUACUAUAUGUGGAUUGGCGCGACAUAUUAUGGUGGACGCAUGCCAUUGCCUGAGGAAGGGCAGACUGCGAAAGAGUUUGGGCUUCAUUUGGUUAACCUCGCGUAUGAGGGCGCGUUCCCUAGCACCAAAGCGUGGAUCACAUACUGGACCUUCUUUAUCUUUGAGGGACUGUGUUAUUUGUUUCUCCCCGGCAUCUAUGUUAAUGGCCGAAAAUUGGAGCAUUUGGGCGGAAAACAAUUGCCGUAUUAUUGCUCUGCAUAUGCGUCCUUCUACACUACGAUUGCUGUUGCCGUUGGUCUGCACGUUAGUGGAUUGUACAAACUAUAUACAAUUGUUGAUGAGUUUGGCCCCUUGAUGAGCGUUGCCAUCUUGACCGGUUUCAUUGUUUCCAUCAUCGCUUAUAUCUCCGCUCGAGUUCGUGGUGCUGAGCAUCGCAUGAGUGGCUACCCCAUUUACGACUUCUUCAUGGGUGCUGAGCUCAACCCGAGAUUAUUUGGAAUCUUGGAUUUCAAAAUGUUUUUUGAGGUCCGACUUCCUUGGUAUAUUCUAUUUCUGAUUAGUUUGGGAGCUGCGGCUAGACAGUGGGAGACCUAUGGCUAUGUUUCUGGCGAGGUUGCGUUCUUAGUGAUGGCGCAUUAUUUGUACGCCAAUGCAUGCUCGAAGGGCGAAGAAUGUAUCAUAUCCACAUGGGAUAUGUACUACGAAAAAUGGGGAUUUAUGCUUAUCUUCUGGAAUCUUGCUGGUGUUCCUCUGAGUUACUGCCACUGCACCAUCUAUCUUGCGAAUCACCACCCAGAUACCUACCGAAUGAACAGAUAUUUGCUUGCCGCCUUAUUAAUUGUCUAUCUGUUUGUUUACUGGGUGUGGGACACGACCAACAGCCAGAAGAACCGUUUCCGACAGCAACGGGAGGGCGGUAUUACCUAUAGGAAGACUUUCCCACAACUACCUUGGCAAACUGUCCAAAAUCCUCGGACUAUCACGUCCAAGGAUGGCCAUACGAUUUUGGCCGAUGGGUGGUAUGGAUAUGCCCGGAAAAUCCAUUACACCUGCGAUCUCUUUUUCGCUAUGAGCUGGGGCUUGGUGACUGGAUUUAAGAGUCCUUUCCCCUGGUUCUACCCUGUCUUCUUCGCUACCAUGAUCAGCCAUCGUGCGCUUCGAGAUAUUCAACGCUGCAGGCAGAAGUACGGAGAAGCCUGGACCCAGUAUGAGAAGGAGGUCCCUUACCUCUUUAUUCCCUACGUAAUUUAAUCGACAUGGAUACAUACGUACCAUUAGUAUGCCCGUGCACGCGAGGAUACGAUACCCCAUAGACAAGAAACUGCCAGUGUGGCUUUUCAAAAGUUAUCAUUCCCAACGAAAUAACUUUUUCUCUCCUUCGAUGUAUUAAAUUUUGCGAGGACUAAUUUUUAAUGCUGCCCUUUUCCCCUUCCUUUUCGUUUUUACUUUCCCAAUGGGACGAUUCUGAGAGAUGGGCUGGCCAUCCAUAUAUCCAUUUGCUGGAGAGCAACUUUUUACAUUAAUAGAAACAAAUUCAUAGUUACUUAGUUUUGAUAACUUUACUCAUCUGUUUGAAAAUUCCAAUCUCCCCCUUAUUGCAAGGGUAUCAAGAACCCCCUACCACAAACGCAAUCUGCGCAAGAGAAAAAGAGACUCGUCAAGUAUUCCCGAAAUAAAGCACCACGAACCAAUAAAUGAAUAAAUAAACAAAUAAAAAAUAAAAUAAAAUUCACUCCCGUUUCCGUCCAUAGACGACCCUCAGCUUCGUAUAAAGGUGGGUCCCCCUAUUCCUCAAAUCGUUACCCACCGCCCACAGCAGGACAUCAAGCUCGUCUUUACUCCACCCCAACACUCGAGUGAAGAGCGCAAGCGAAUAUGACCGCAUCAUCUCCUGGACAUGGGUUGCCUGAUAGCGACCUAGUUCUUUCAAGCGUGGGUCCUGGGGCCAGGGGGAGAGAGGGACCUGGUUCGUUGUUAUUGGCCAGUUAGUCCAAGUCUUGUAUCCCCUCCCACGUCCACUCCUCC